This is a messenger RNA of Phaethon lepturus (White-tailed tropicbird), 1134 nucleotides long. It is a transcript of the gene HPDL, whose product is annotated as 4-hydroxyphenylpyruvate dioxygenase-like. Gene Ontology annotation, molecular function: 4-hydroxyphenylpyruvate dioxygenase activity. NCBI's taxonomy places the organism in Eukaryota, Metazoa, Chordata, Aves, Phaethontiformes, Phaethontidae. Gene Ontology annotation, biological process: aromatic amino acid metabolic process. The record is from RefSeq and is a predicted model, not a curated record.
AUCUUCCCCGCAGCCUGCCCAGCCAUGGCAGCCUCGCUGAGCCGCCCCUGCUUCAUCUCCCUCCACGUGCCCUACAGGCAAGGCUGGGCCCAGGACCUGGCCACCACCUUUCGCUUCCAGCCCGUGGCUGUGCGGGAGACACCUGAGCGCCUGGCACUGGCCCCUGCCGGUGCCUCUUCCCACAAUUUCCUCUAUGACGUGGACCCCCAGCCCGCCUUGGGCACGGCCUCCAACAUCUGCUUUGAGGUGGAUGAUGUGCCAGGGCUAUGUAAGUGGCUGCAGAGCCAGGGAUGCUCCUUGCCGGUGCCGCCCACGGAGGUGAGGGAUCAUGGCGGCUCCGUCACCUAUGGGGUGGCAAGCUCCAUUGUGGGCAACAUCAGCCAUACACUUCUGGACCGAUCCCACUACCGGGGACCCUUCCUGCCUGGCUUCCAGCCCAUCCAGGGAGCCCCCUCGUCCACGGGGGACGGGAUUGAGAUCACGCACUUCGACCACAUCACGUAUGUCUGCCCGCCGGGCGGUACCCGGGCAGCCCUGGACUGGUACCAGCGCUGCUUCGGUCGAGAGAGGCCAGCUGGGGGGUACGUGCUCGGCGGGAAGGGGGUGGGCAUGCGGCUCCUCGCGCUGCAGGGCGCCCAGGGUGCCCCAGCACACGGCUGCAAGCUCGUCCUCGCUGAGUCCCUCUCGGAGGAGUGCACGAACCAAGUCGACACCUUCCUAGAGCAGCAUGGUGGGGCUGGGAUCCAGCACGUCGGCCUCCGCACCACCGACAUCAUCACCACGACCAGGGCUUUGCAACAAGGGGGUGCACGGUUCUUCACACCCCCCACAGCCUAUUACAGCCAGGGGGGCAAAGAGGAGGAGAUCCGGGGGGCCGGGCAGGACCCCCAGGCACUGGCAGAGCUGGGCAUCCUGCUGGACACCGCAGUGCCUGGGGACAAGGGUCGGCCAGGCACUGAUGCCACAGAGAGCCCUUCCCAGGAGUAUCUGAUGCAGAUCUUCACCCAUCCCAUCUUCUCUGAGGAGACUUUCUUCCUGGAGCUCAUUGACCGGAGAGGAGCGCCGGGCUUUGGGGAAGGCAAUAUACGGGCACUGUGGAAAGCUGUGCAGAUCUAUAUGGACCAGCAGCAGUAG